UUAUUUCCGACAGCACCUGAAGGCAGCAUGUUGGACCAACGCUGCAUUCUCGUGACGUCAAUUUGAUCCGACUCAAACACAUAUCGUGCCUUGAGCGUUGGAUCAGAUAUCAACAUCCUACGUGCGGAGGAUGUUCUCGAAACCUGGCUGGCUGCUGCUUCUGUCCGUCUCUGCUGGGGUCUGGUCAGUGCCUGUCGAUCGCAAUGUGGGCAACCAGGAAGCCAAGGAGGAAGUACAGGAGGAGAACGGGGACACUGGCCUGUACUACGACAGGUAUCUCAGAGAGGUGAUCGAGGUUUUGGAGACAGACCCUCACUUCAGAGAGAAACUGCAAACAGCAAACACAGAGGACAUCAAGAACGGUCGCCUCAGUAAAGAGCUGGACCUGGUCGGUCACCACGUCCGGACUCGCCUGGAUGAGUUGAAGCGUCAGGAGGUUUCUCGCCUCAGGAUGCUGCUCAAGGCCAAACUGGACAGCACCAACGUACAGACCCUGCAGAUGGACCACGCCUCCCUGCUGAAGCAGUUUGAACAUCUGGAUCCCCACAAUCAAAACACCUUUGAGGCCAAAGACCUUGAGCUGCUGAUCUCCACGGCUACCAAGGACCUGGAGAACUACGACGCCGAGAGACACGAGGAGUUCAAGCGCUACGAGAUGCUGAAGGAGCACGAGAGGCGGGAGUACCUGAAGGGCCUGGACCAGGAGAAGAGGGAGAGGGAGGAGAAGAGAAUGCAGGAGCUUAAGGAGAAACACCGGCAGCAUCCCAAAGUCAACGCUCCGGGUAGCGUUGCUCAGCUACGGGAAGUUUGGGAGGAGACGGACGGACUGGAUCCACAGGAGUUCAACCCCAAAACAUUUUUUAAACUGCACGAUACGAAUGAAGAUGAUGUUUUAGAUGAGCAGGAGUUGGAGGCUCUCUUCACUAAGGAGCUGGAGAAAGUCUACAACCCAAAGAAUGAGGAAGAUGAUAUGAUGGAGAUGGAGGAAGAAAGGCUGAGGAUGAGGGAGCACGUGAUGAAGAACGUUGAUACGAAUAAAGAUCGUCUGGUCAGCCUGGAGGAGUUCCUCAAAUCCACCGAGAAGAAGGAGUUCAAUAAUCCCAAAGAGUGGGAGACUCUGGACACCAAGCAGGUGUACACAGAGGAAGAGCUCCAGCGGUUUGAGGCCGAGCUCAGGGAUAAAGAGGAGGAGCUGAAGAGGAAGGCGGAGAAUCUACGUCAGGAGCAGGAGCUGCUGAAGGAGCGAGGCAAAGCCCUGGAGGCCCAGAGGAGAGAGUACCAGCAGGCAGUGUUAGAGAUGUCCCAGAGACAGAAGGAACAGCAGGCGGCAGACGGGCAGCCUCCCGCGGGUCCUAACGGAGAGCUGCAGUUCCAACCACAGAUGCAAAGAGAGGAAGCUAAAGAGGCAAGAGCCCCAGCUGAAGCUGAAGCCCAGAGCAACCUGCCCGCGGAGCCUCCACAGAACCUGCCGCUACACACCUAAAGCAGCUCGCUCUGACCGCCUUAACACACACACACACGCACACACACACACACACACACACACACUCACACUCCGAUUUGCACUGACACAGACAUCCAGGUGGGUUCUACAAACUCAUCCCUGUCAACUGUAUGUAUAAACGCAGACGCACGUGGCUCGUAUUGUACUGUGUGUUCAUUUCUGUGGUCUACAUUAGAUUAAAGGUCUCGGAGCGGCAGAUGUCAGUAUGUGUACUUUCAAAGAUCUUCAGUUUCAGUGAAGUUUUCAUUAAUGCAGUGUCAGUUCACAAACUUCUUCAAAUAAAGUCUUUAAUUUAAAACCUCUGAA
This is a messenger RNA of Scatophagus argus, 1810 nucleotides long. It is a transcript of the gene nucb1, whose product is annotated as nucleobindin 1. The transcript is spliced from 13 exons. Gene Ontology annotation, cellular component: endoplasmic reticulum-Golgi intermediate compartment; extracellular exosome. The record is from RefSeq and is a predicted model, not a curated record. Bases 131 to 1483 code for a protein of 450 amino acids. NCBI's taxonomy places the organism in Eukaryota, Metazoa, Chordata, Actinopteri, Scatophagidae. Gene Ontology annotation, molecular function: calcium ion binding.